UUUACCAACAGUCAACUAGAUUAGAUUAGAUUCAACUUUAUUGUCAUUGUGCCGAGUACAGAUACAAAACCAAUGGAAUGCAAUUAGCAUCUAACCAGAAAUGCAAAGGAUAGUGUUAUUUACAAAAUAAUUGCAUAUAAAAAGUGCUACGGCAUACAAAUAUAAAAGUACUGAGACAGUACAAUAUGGGUGCAAUACUGCUUAGCGCUGUGAUGUGAGGUUCAGCAGGGUCACAGCCUCAAGGAAGAAGCUCUUCCUGAGCCUGCUGGUGCGGGAGCGGAGACUCUUGAAGCGCCUACUGGAUGGGAGGAGAGUAAAAUGUCCAUGUUGAGAUCCAUGCUCAGUGUGAUGGUAUUGGAGAUGCUGCUCCUGAUCCAGACUGACUGAGGUCUCCCAGUCAGGAAGUCUAGGAUCCAGUUGCAGAGGGGGGUGUUCAGGCCCAGUAGGCUCAGCUUUCCAAUCAGUUUCUGAGGGAUGAUUGUGUUGAAUGCUGAACUGAAGUCUAUGAACAGUAUCCAAACGUAUGUGUCUUUUUUGUCCAGGUGGGUUAGGGCCAGGUGGAGGGUGGUGGCAAUGGCGUCAUCUGUUGAGCGGUUGGGAAGGUGUACUUUACAAAGUACAAAGUACUUUACCAAAGUACCAUCUCUUAAAAGGUUUUGCGCCCACAAAAAUCUCCUAAUGUUUUUUUUAAAAUCCGCAGUCUAAUAGGAUUGAUAUCAAAAACAGGUCCACAUUCAAAACUUUACAAAACCUUAAAUUCUUUUUCUCCUUAUUUUAUUUAAAUCCCAUCUAUUGCCUCCAUCACUCUAUGAUAAACCACUACAAUCCUCAACUAGCCGCUAAUUUUUCCGUUUCCCAAAAGCGGCCAUUCACCUUCUGCCAUACACCCAAUACCACCUCCCGUUCACUACCUCCGUCUUUGCUGCCGCUUCCUACCAUCUCCACCCUCGCUCCGUUCCUCCACCAGAGCAGCUCCCAACAGCAGGCUCAGUCCUUUGCUCCAACUCCAAUCAUUUAACGUCGUUUUUCCUUUUCGAACCACUGUCUCUCUACCAAUCUAUUGUUUCGAAGUUGCGGUUUAAAAUCAUAACCUUUAAAUGUACAGUAUUCGUCCAAGCUGACCAUGUGUUCAAAUUGCUCCGAUCUUUGUUUUUAAAUCAGUGCUCAGUAGCGAGUGUAUCAUCCUGGCGGCGCUGCUUCUGACGCAACAAUCUCAAAUCACUAUUAGGUAUAGCAUAUGUCCUUCGUAACCUCCCAAAGCCACUUUACCGGCUGAAAUCCCAUGACCUUCACACCCGGUUUCACGGCAUUAGGUCCUCAUUCCAGUGUGCCAGUUUGGUUUCCAACAAUCACGAGUCUAAACUUAUAGGUUAGUGCUGUUGGCGAACUCGAGCGACUGAUUAAACCCUGCAAUAACAAGCAGCAAGAACAUUGGUAUUUUUAAAAUCCUGUCUCGUAUCUGUAUAGUUAGAAAGCUCUCGAACAGUUGUAUGAAAAUGUCAGCGUAAAUGAGGCAGGUUUGUGAUUGGUGCAAUGUGAGUAGUAUUGGUGCCAAUGAUAAUAUGACAGAGAGCAGCGAAUGCAGACCCAGUUGAUUCCGAUCACAUUGUGGAAACAUAAGGAACAGAUGUGCAGACAGAUCUGCUUCUCCAACCACUUAGUCUUACAUGGAAAAGACUGAGGCUUGUUUCAGUUCUGAUCCCACAGCUAAUCAGGAUUUUUUCCCAAAUGCACCUGAGGAAGAAUAUCAAGAAGAAGGUUUCAUCUUUAACACUUGUGCCAGCUCCAACCAACAGAUGUUGGAAGGAGGAAAGUGUGGAAAAGCCUACAAGGGGAAGUACCACCAAAGUCUUCACCUGUUCAAACCCUUCCGAACUACACACAAACACAAGCAUCCAAUUGACAAUUCAGGCCUGUUCUCUUUUAUGACCCUGAACUGGCUUUCUCCACUAGCAUGGAAGGCCUACAAAUAUUCUCGCCUGGAAAUGACUGAUCUUUGGAAUUUAUCCUGCAAUGAAUCCUCUGAAGCAAAUUCUCGACGCUUUGAGAAGCUCUGGCAAGCUGAACUGAAGCAGUAUGGACGAGAGAAGGCCUCUCUGGGGCGAGUGGCCUGGCGGUUCUGUCAAACAAGGGCUUUCAUCGCUGUUGGCUGCCUGAUGAUUACAAUGAUAGCCAGCUUUGUGGGACCUGCUGUUGUCAUUCGGAGACUAUUAGAGUAUGCGCAAGCACCAGAGUCAAACCUUCAAUAUGGACUGCUCUUAGUCUGGGGCAUUUUCAUGGCCGAGUUGGUGCGUUCCUGGUUAUUUGCAUUGACCUGGGCUUUAAACUAUCGCACUGGAACACGGCUCCGGGGUGCAUUACUUACACUGGCCUUUGAAAAAAUUCUUAAGCUACGAAACCCGAAAGAUAUUACAGUUGGAGAAUUGGUGAACAUCUGCUCAAAUGACGGACAACGGCUCUUUGAAGUGGCCUCUGUGGGUUCCAUGUUGACAGGAGGUCCAUUUGUUGCCAUACUGGGAAUUAUCUAUACAGCUCUUUUUUUUGGGCCUACUGCUUUACUGGGAUCAGCUGUCUUCAUUCUUAUCUAUCCAUUAUUGAUGUUUAUGUCCAGGCUGACAACUUAUUUCAGGAAGCAAUGUAUUGCUGUCACCGACAGACGUGUGCGGCUGAUGAAUGAAAUUUUGAAUUGUAUCAAGUUCAUUAAGAUGUACACUUGGGAAAAAUUGUUUGCUGAGAAGGUUCAUUUGAUCAGAAGCAAAGAGAAACAGUUUUUGGAAAAAGCAGGUUAUGUGCAGAGUAUCACAGUUGGAGUUGCUCCAGUUGUGGUCGUAGUUUCCAGUAGCUGCACAUUCACACUCUACAUGGCAUUGGGAUAUGAUCUAACUGCAGCUCAGGCAUUUACUGUUGUUGCAGUCUUUAAUGCAAUGACCUUUGCCCUGAAAAUCACACCAAUAUCUGUAAAAGCUCUAUCAGAGGCAUCUGUUGCUGUGGGCAGAUUUAAGCAUUUACUUUUAAUGGAAGAACUAGAAGUUGUAAGGAAGGAGCCUGUUAACCCACACAAUGCCAUCGAAUUUUGUGAUGCUACUUUGGCAUGGGAAAGCAGCAGUUCCUGUUUUUUAGAAAGACAAGUAGAUGCAAACAAAGGUGACAUGAAGAAGAUGAAAAAAAGGAAAGGAAGAGGGAUAGAGAGGAAAAAAAUGAAUCUUUAUGUUGAAGCUGAUCCAGAAAAUUCACUUGUCAAACAAAAUAAUCAUGGCACUAAAAUGCAGUAUGACCACGAUGACUUACAUGUUAAUUUAUCAUCUCCAAAACCCAAAUUCCAGACGGCCUUACAUCAUAUUGACUUAAAUGUCGAACAGGGUAAACUGGUAGGCAUUUGUGGCAGUGUGGGUAGUGGUAAAAGUUCUCUGAUAUCUGCUGUCCUGGGCCAGCUAAUAUUGCUUGAAGGGACAGUUGCAGUGAGAGGCACGUUUGCAUAUGUAGCCCAACAGGCUUGGCUUUUUAAUGCAUCUCUUCGUGACAAUAUCUUAUUUGGCAAAAGUUAUGAAGAAGAAAAGUAUAAUAAUGUAUUGGAUGCUUGCUGUCUGUAUCCUGACAUAGAAAUUUUACCUUCUGGAGAUAUGACUGAGAUUGGAGAACAUGGUGCCAACCUCAGUGGAGGGCAGAGACAACGGAUUAGUCUUGCACGUGCUUUAUACAGUGAACCAAGUACUUUCCUUCUGGAUGACCCACUGAGUGCAGUAGAUGCCCAUGUUGGAGCUCACAUGUUUACAAAUGCUAUUAAGACGGGAAUGAAAGGGAAGACAGUUCUCUUUGUCACCCAUCAGCUUCAGUAUCUUAUAGAUUGUGAUGAAGUGCUGUUCAUGCGGGACGGAUGUAUUACUGAACAAGGCACGCAUGAGGAGCUAAUGAUGCUUAACGAAGAAUAUGCUGCGCUGUUUAAUAGCAUGCAGCAAGCUAAUCUUAUUCAAAAAGACCUAAGAAACACUAUCAAAAAAUCUGGAAAUAAACCUGGAAAUCUACUUUCUAAGAGCAAAUCAGUGUCCAUUGUCCAUGAAAAGAUGAAGGAAGGUCGAGGAUAUGGAACUGUAGUGAUUCGCAAGGUGGUGUCAGAGGGAGAUGUCGUUUACCAGGUUAGGGUUUAUGGAAGCAGGUCACAUAUCAAACAGCAAGGGAGUGAUACAAGAAUGAGUGAUUCAGUCCAGAGCUUACCAGUGAUGUCAAAGCAGAGUCAUGUUGAUUCCAGCAAAGCAUAUCGAGCAAUGGACCCAGACAAGGACGGAGAAAAUGUCAACAGUGCUGAAAUGAAUAACGACGUGGUGGUCAGUCUAGUAACAGAACAAGACAAGAGCAUGAAAGAACAAGUAAUGGACAGCAGGCAGGUAGACAUUGAAGAGAAUCCUGAAGUGAUGGUGAAUGCUAAAAAGUCUGCAGCAUUUCGAAGGAAGCCUGUUAUUGUCCAAAUGCACGAUGAGGACAGCAUUGAGUGGAGCGAGGGUGAUUUAAGUUAUUUGUUUAGGACAAAACCCAGAGAUCUGGAGCCCAGAGUAGAGAUGGUAAAAGAUUUCAACAAUGAGGACGAGCUUGAUGAAGAGGGGAAUGGCGAAACAUCUGAUGAUUUAAUUAGUCGGGAUUUUUUUCCAGAAGAAGAAACACAAAAGGACCAGUUUAUGCAAGCAGAGGAAAAAGCUGGUGGCUCUGUGUCUUGGUCAACUUAUGGAAUUUACAUCAAAGCUGCGGGAGGUACAUUCAUCUUCCUUCUGAACAUUCUUCUGUUCCUGCUGACUGCCGGCAGCAUAGCUUUCAGUAACUGGUGGCUGAGCUACUGGAUUAAACAGGGCAGUGGGAAUACAGCAGUGACUAAGGGUAACGUGACCUACAUAAGCAAUAGCAUGAGAGACCAUCCAAAUCAUAACUUUUACACUUGGGUUUAUGCUUCAUCCAUGUUGGCUGUACUCCUCUUCAAGAUAUUACGUGGAUACAUAUUUGUUAAGUGUACGCUUCGGGCUUCCUCCAAGCUGCAUGAUGCUUUACUUAAAAAAAUUCUGAAGAGCCCAAUGAAAUUUUUUGACACAACGCCUUUGGGCCGCAUUCUGAACAGGUUUGCAAAGGAUAUGGAUGAAGUGGAUGUGCGAUUAACCACCCAGUCUGAAAUGUUGCUCCAGAAUAUUAUUCUCAUAUUGUUCUAUCUUGGCAUCGUCAGUGCUGUCUUCCCAUGGUUUCUUAUUUCAGUGUUACCCCUCUGCAUUAUCUUCAUGAUUGUGAACAGGAUUUCAAGGGUUUUAGUUCGUGAACUUAAAAGAAUGGAUAGUAUCAGCCAGUCACUGCUUACAUCUCACAUUACCUCUAGCAUCCAAGGUUUGUCGACUAUUCAUGCUUAUGACAAGGAAAUUGAGUUCCUACAAAAGUAUCAAGAGCUGCUGGAUUGCAAUCAAGGCCCACAUUUCCUAUUCAGCUGUGGCAUGCGAUGGCUGGCUGUACGCCUUGACCUCAUUAGUAUUAUACUCAUCACAGUAGUGUCAGCAAUGAUGGUUUUCAUGCAUGGAAGGAUUCCACCAGCCUAUGCAGGUCUAGCCAUCUCCCAUACAGUCCAGCUGACAGGACUUUUUCAAUUUACGGUCCGCUUAGCUGCAGAAUCAGAAGCCAGGUUCACAUCUGUAGAAAGAAUCAGGCAUUACAUCAAGAAUUUGGAAUCAGAAGCACCAUCUCAUAUUCCUGAAACAGCACCUCCUCUUAACUGGCCUCAGGAAGGACAAAUCCAGUUUCACGAAGUAGCAAUGUGUUACCGUGACAACCUACCAUUUGUACUUAAGAAAGUUACAUUUACCAUCAAACCUCAGGAAAAGAUUGGAAUUGUUGGAAGAACAGGAUCAGGGAAAUCAUCCCUGGGAGUGACAUUGUUCAGACUGGUAGAAAUUUCCAGUGGUAGCAUUACAAUAGACGGUGUAAAGAUUAGUGAUAUUGGACUGGAUGAUCUUCGAAAGAAGCUAUCCAUCAUCCCACAGGAACCUGUGCUCUUUGCUGGCACUAUUAGAUCAAACCUGGAUCCUUAUAAUCAAUAUACUGAUGUUCAAAUUUGGGAUGUGUUAGAAAGAGCUCACAUGAAAGAAAGUAUUUUACAGCUGGAAGGGAAACUUGAAUUUGAGGUAAUGGAAAAUGGAGAGAAUUUUUCUGUGGGUGAGAGGCAAUUGCUGUGUGUGGCUCGAGCCCUUCUUCAACACAGCAAGAUUUUACUUCUGGAUGAACCUACUGCUGCCAUUGAUUCUGAUACUGAUGUAUUGAUUCACAAGACCAUUCAGGAGGCUUUUUCUGACUGUACAAUGCUAAUUGUAGCACAUCGUCUUCACACAGUUUUGAAUUGCAGUAGGAUAAUGGUGUUGGAUCAGGGAGAGAUUGCUGAAUUUGACAGCCCCAGAGUCCUGCUCUCUAAUGACAAUUCAAGAUUCUAUGCAAUGCUUCGCUCAGUGGAAAACAAGAUAAUAGCUCCAUCUUCCAGCAGCAAAUCUCCUUGAUCAGCAGCCGAGUCUCAAUUCUCCACUGUUACUGGCCCAGUUGUGAUUCAUCUCUGAGGGACCUUUAUCAUAAUAAUUUAAGAAAAAAUUUGGGAUGUUUUGUAGCUGGAUAAAGUUAUUUCAAGUAAAAUGACAUUAAUGCAUACAUUAUUUAUUAUAUCUUGGAGGCACCGCAAUCCAUCAAGUAAUUUGCAUAGUGGAUAUGCCUUUGAGAGGAAUAGCUGAAUGAAAUGUAUAUAGAGUAAUUGAUUUAGUACGGGUCUUGCCUAGUAUUCUGUUUCUUGAUAAUGAUAUUUAAAAUAGUUGUGGGUUGUUAAAUUACUAGGUUCCUUUUUACUUUGUAAAUUAGAGCUUUUAAAUUCCCAUCUGAGGAAUCAUCCUUGCCAAAAGCUAUUUUUUAAAUGUAAGAAGAGCAAAUGAAUGGCAAACGCACACUUAUAAUUAAUGCAUUCGAGGUAAAAUAAUUAUUGAAAGACUUUAAGGUGAUCUUGGAAUACUUAACUAUCUUCAUUAUAAACAGUAAAUUAUCCAUAAGAAAUGCACUUUCUUUCCUUUUGCAAUUCUUCGCCCCUUAUAAUGUUAGUGCAAUAGAAUAGGGACUUCUCCUCGAUGCAAUUUACAUCAUCAUUAAUAGGAAAUCACACACUAUAUUGUGUUACUCAUUUGACUCCCUCUAUUGGGGCAGCAACAAUUAUUCAUUUAACCCACUCUUCAUUGAUUGAUGGAGUUCACUCCAUUGCAAUUUGUAUCCUGUAAUUCUCUUUCUGAGAACAGACACCAAUAUUUAACAUAUUUUGCACUGUUUAGUGAAAAUAGAAUUCUUUAGGAUUAGAAGCAUCUGAUCUGUAUAGUGAUCCAUUAUAAUCCUCGAGUGUACUGUGCAAACAGAGCUCUGACUAAUGUCAGAGAGGGAGACCUAACUGUAAAUAAUGUAAAUAAUGUCACCAUCAAAUUCUUUUAAACAGAAUUAUAGCUGUCAGUGGUUCAAUAUUUACAAUAUUAUUACAGUAUUUCAAAUAAGCUACAGUAAUAUUUUGAUUUAAAGCUUUCAGCAUGUAAUUCCAUUGCAACCAGAAUUUGUUCCCAUAAAAAGGCGUUUUCAUAAAAUCUAUGGUGUUAGUAUAGGGAAAUUGAAUGCUAUCAGUUUACUAGGUAAUGUUUAGGAAACUUCAGCAUCUGUAAGAUGUAAGUAGAGUCAGGGUGAUUCAGCAAUGCGUGCAAGUCCAAUAAUGCACAGCAUACUUGUGGAAAUUGGAAAAACGGCCAUUAUUUCUAAACAUGUUAAGUAAGAACAUUUCUGACAGUCUCAUGCAUGACUGUCAUAGCUCCAGUACAUGCUGACUGAUCAGAGCAAUGCUGUCAAUGAUCUUUGAGGACUGGAAAACGUGUGGUAGAACUUUUAUGAUAUGUUCUUUCUGUUAAUGGCACCCCGUGUCCCCCCCCCCCAGAGGACUGUGUAUUUAGCGCAUCUAUCUUUUGUUGAUACAUUAACAUCAAACAGUGUUACAGAAGUACACUUCUGAGGUACUCUCAUUAUCCAUGAUAAUUGAAUGAAAAUUAGCAUUUAUUUUUUCUAAACAUAUUGAUAAAUGUAACUUCAUAGUAGAGAGAAUAAAAAUCAACUCUUGUCAAUGUUGUAUUUCAUAUAUUCACUGAAUUUUGAGGUUCAA
Molecule: messenger RNA, 8182 nt
Organism: Hypanus sabinus (Atlantic stingray)
Lineage: Eukaryota; Metazoa; Chordata; Chondrichthyes; Myliobatiformes; Dasyatidae
Product: ATP-binding cassette sub-family C member 5-like
Exons: 32
Coding region: 1668-6512 (1614 amino acids)
Biological process (GO): transmembrane transport
Cellular component (GO): membrane
Molecular function (GO): ABC-type transporter activity; ATP hydrolysis activity; ATP binding
Source: RefSeq, a predicted model, not a curated record